AUGCCAGGUUCGAAGAUGAUGUUUCAAGACCGUCUUGCUUACAUAGAUAAGCGUUAUGAUCAUCUUCGGAAGCUCACGCAAACGCUUAAGAGGAAGAUAAAUGAUUUAGAGGACAUCAUGCGGCAAGAAAAUGACGACCGAAAUGCGGAACAAAUCCAACAGCUUAUUGAAGACAUAAAAAGGGAGAAGCAGAUGAUACGCGAUGAAGCUCACAUUAUUCGAGGCGAACUUACUCAGGCUAUGUAUAAUGAAGAUCUGAGACUAGGCACUGUAUCUCAGUCAUACUGCAAAGCGCAGUUCGUUUAUACGGCAUCCCCUUGUAUAGUCAUGGAUUACAUCUACAAGGGGAAUAACAGUCAGAAAGAGUGUGAAAGCACUAUCACAACAGAAUCUCAUGGUCUUCGUUUGAAAAGCUAG
Messenger RNA from Cylicostephanus goldi, 417 nucleotides. NCBI's taxonomy places the organism in Eukaryota, Metazoa, Nematoda, Chromadorea, Rhabditida, Strongylidae. The record is from the annotation of a GenBank genome assembly.